AUGAUCCAGUCCUAUAUCAACAAAUGCCUCCAACAGAUUCUCACAAUCAGUAGUUUGAUAGAGUGUAAAACACUGACCCAAGGAAAUGGGCAAACAAAGAGCAAAUGCAAAUUCAGAUCAGAGAAGAAAAUGAGAAGGGUUGACACACACUGUGGAAAGAGGUAUCCAGGUUUUGAGACUGUUCAACAAAACCCCAUAGUUUUAUCGCCGCUGAGAAAAAACAAAAUCCCAAAAGGGCGUAAAGACACUGAAGCCACCCGUACAUCAACCACCCCAUCGGCAGCACUACUUCAUGAUACAGUGGAAGACACAGAGACCAGCUUUGAUGAGUUAGAUGGAAAGUUUGGAGCAACAGUGGCAAGGAUUGUUCAAGAAGUAACAGAUGACAAGAUGCUGCCAAAACAGGAGAGGAAGCAACAGCAAAUCUUGAAAGCACCACUGUGUAGUCACCAAGCCAAACUUGUGAAAUUGGCAGACAAGCUAUAUAAUUUAAGAGAUCUCAACCGAAGCACUCCUGUAGGAUGGUCUGAGCAGCGUGUUCAGGAGUAUUUUAUAUGGGCAGCCCAGGUGAUAAAAGGUUUGCGAGGAACCAGUGCAACACUUGAAGAAAAACUGAAUCAACUUUUUAAAGAGCGGGGAAUUGAGAUGUAAUUUCCAAAAACUGAGACUGCGGCUAACAACAAAAGAGGAAAUAGAAAAGUUCAAAACAGUGUCUAGAAAUUCAUUUUCCUUUUCAAUACGUGCCUUGUGAUGAUUUAUUAUAUGAAAAUUACUAUAUAAAAUAGUACUAGUACUUCUGUGUUGACGGUGAAAGUGUUGCAGAAGCAGUUCCCUGGUCUCACACACCUGAGGCCUGCAUGUUAGAAAAUUCAGCACCCAGUUCCGGAGAGAGAUGUUCACUCCCAGGUCUUUAAGCUUUGUUGCCAAUAAGUGGGAGACAAUGGUGUUAGAGAAAUGUAACUGUGUUCAAAUAUCAUGUCAAUACAUGAAUUUGUGAAAUAAAUAUUGUUCAUGUUGGAUGUCA
Messenger RNA from Polypterus senegalus (gray bichir), 1024 nucleotides. RefSeq names its product guanosine-3',5'-bis(diphosphate) 3'-pyrophosphohydrolase MESH1-like. The record is from RefSeq and is a predicted model, not a curated record. NCBI's taxonomy places the organism in Eukaryota, Metazoa, Chordata, Cladistia, Polypteriformes, Polypteridae. Bases 1 to 651 code for a protein of 216 amino acids. The transcript is spliced from 4 exons. Gene Ontology annotation, molecular function: guanosine-3',5'-bis(diphosphate) 3'-diphosphatase activity.